Messenger RNA from Phalaenopsis equestris, 2382 nucleotides. Its product is annotated as oligopeptide transporter 1-like. Gene Ontology annotation, biological process: transmembrane transport. The record is from RefSeq and is a predicted model, not a curated record. Gene Ontology annotation, molecular function: oligopeptide transmembrane transporter activity. Lineage: Eukaryota; Viridiplantae; Streptophyta; Magnoliopsida; Asparagales; Orchidaceae.
AGGAAGAAAAGAAGAAAAAUAGAUGGGAGACUGCGUCGUCGGUCUCCCUCAUCAGCCCUCGCUUGAACUUGAUCCUGCAGAGGGAUGGUUGGUGGAAGAGAACGACCACCCAAUUGAACAAGUUCGACUCACAGUAGACCCAAUCGACAACCCUAAUCUCCCCGUCCUCACCUUCCGAACAUGGCUCAUCGGAUCCAUCUCCUGCGUCAUGCUAUCUUUCGCCAACAAAUUCUUCGGCUACAGAACCAAUCAGCUCUACAUCGGAUCAGUCUGCGUUCAAAUCGUCUCGCUCCCCGUCGGCAGAUUCCUUGCCGCCUCUUUGCCGAAGAAGAACGUCAAGAUUCCUUUCACUAACUGGUCUUUCUCGCUCAACCCCGGUCCAUUCAAUAUGAAGGAGCAUUGUCUCAUCACCAUUUUCGCCAACUCCGGUGCCGGCGGUGUCUAUUCAAUUCACAUCGUCACCAUUGUCAAGGCUUUCUAUCAGAGAAAUAUCAAUCCAUUUGUUGCCUUCUUGUUGGCUCAAACCACGCAGUUACUUGGUUGCUGGGCUGGAAUUUACAGAAAGUACUUGGUGGAAUCUCCAUAUAUGUGGUGGCCAUCAAAUCUAGUUCAAGUUUCCCUCUUCAAAGCUCUGCAUCAAAAAGAGAAGAGGAAGAAGGGAAGCCUGACAAGAUUUCAAUUCUUCAUAGUAAUUUUUGUGUUCAGCUUUGCAUACUAUGCCAUUCCCGGCUAUCUCUUCCCUGCCAUCUCCACCGUCUCUGUCCUAUGCUUGAUAUUCAAGAACUCCAUCACCAUGCAACAAAUUGGAUCAGGGAUGAAAGGUCUUGGGAUUGGCUCCUUCGGUCUUGAUUGGUCGACGGUUGCUAGCUUUCUAGGUAGCCCCUUGGGAACGCCCGCAACUGCAAUCUUUAACGUGAUGGCGGGUUACUUCAUUGUCGUGUACAUUAUGCUUCCAUUUGCUUAUUGGACCAACAUAUACAAUGCAAAGCAUUUUCCAUUUAUCUCAUCCCAUGUCUUUGACUCUUCCGGGCAUCUAUACAACACGACACGGAUUAUUGAUAGCAGUACUUUCACAUUGAACAUCGAAGAACAAGAGAAUUAUAGCAAGAUAAACAUGAGUAUUAUGUUUGCGUUGACGUAUGGUCUAGGAUUUGCAACCCUGACAUCAUCGAUCAUGCAUGUUGCUCUCCACAAUGGAAAGGAUAUUUGGAAGUCAUGGCAGCAAACCAGAGAUUCCUCGAAGGAGAAGAAAAUAGAUGUUCAUGCUAAGUUGAUGAGCAACUAUGAUGCUGUGCCCCAAUAUUGGUUCUAUGCUCUCUUGAUUUUGGUAAUUCCUGUCUCAAUUUUCACUUGUGUUGGAUUUGGCGGCGCGUUGCAGCUUCCAUGGUGGGGAAUAUUACUGGGUUGCGCAAUGGCUUUGUUCUUCACAUUACCUAUCGGAGUUAUUACAGCAACUACAAACCAGCAACCGGGGCUCAAUAUUAUCACAGAAUACAUCAUUGGUCUUAUGCUACCUGGAAAGCCCCUAGCAAAUGUUACGUUCAAGACAUAUGGGUAUAUAAGCAUGACUCAAGCACUCACAUUUCUUAGUGAUUUCAACCUGGGACAUUAUAUGAAGAUUCCUCCCAAAUCUAUGUUCGUCUCUCAGUUAGUAGGGACAGUGAUAGCAGCCUCAGUCUACUUUGGAACAGCAUGGUUUCUUCUCGAGUCAAUUGAGAACAUAUGCGACACGGAUAAACUUCCAGCCGACAGCCCAUGGACAUGCCCGGGCGACGACGUCUUCUACAACGCGUCCAUCAUAUGGGGACUCGUCGGCCCGGUGCGAAUGUUCGGAAAACUAGGUCUCUACUCUGCUUUGAACUACUUCUUCAUUGCCGGCUUCUUGCUGCCCGUUCCUUUCUGGUGGCUUUCUCGUGCCUUCCCCAAUCAGAAGCUGCUCAAGUAUGUCCACAUACCGGUCAUUCUCGGAGGCGCCGGCGGCAUCCCCCCCGCGCACACGGUUAACUAUAUCACGUGGGGCGCCGUGGGCAUCUUCUUCAACUACUACAUUUACAAGAAAUACAAGGAAUGGUGGGCGAGGCACACGUACGUGAUGUCGGCCGCUCUGGAUGCCGGCAUUGCUUUCAUGGGAGUUCUCAUCUUUUUCUGCUUGCAGUACCAUGACAUCAGUGGAAUAGAUUGGGUGGGAGGGGAAGCAAGUGACUUCUGCCCACUUGCAGGUUGCCCUACUGCCCCAGGAGUGGUAGCCAAAGGAUGCCCAGUAAAAGCAUGAUAGAUGAUUACUAUUUCCUAUUGAUUUUAUCUUAUUUGGUGAUAAGCUUUGCAAGGUUCAUUGUUUUAGUAAUCCCAAGUCAUUGUACAUAUAGUUCUUCAGUUACUCUU